AUGGUCUGCCCGUGGAUGCCCCAACUCCUGUCCUGGACGGUGAUCCUGGCGCUCUUUUUCCUUCCCCAGGCACGGCCGGCCGGCAUUUUUGAGCUUCAGAUCCAAUCUUUCCGACCGGCACCAGACCCAGGGGCCCCCAGGUCCCCCUGCAGCUCCAGGCCCUCAUGUCGCCUCUUCUUCAGGGUCUGUAUGAAACCAGGGGUCUCUGAGGAGGCCGCGGAGUCUCCGUGCGCCCUGGGCGCGGCGCUGAGUGUGCGCGGACCGGUGUACACCGAGCAGUCGCGGGCUCCAGCGGCUGACCUGCCUCUGCCCAUAGGCCCCAUGCGCGUACCCUUCCGGAACGCCUGGCCGGGCACCUUCUCUCUCAUCAUCGAAACGUGGAGAGAGGAGUUAGGAGAGCAGACUGGAGGGUCCGCCUGGAGCCUGCUGGCGCGCGUGGCUGGCCGGCGCCGCCUGGCGGCUGGGGGCCCUUGGGCUCGGGACGUGCAGCGCGCAGGCUCUUGGGAGCUGCGUUUCAUUUACCGAGCGCGCUGCGAGCCACCGGCCAUCGGGGCCACGUGCGCGCGCCUGUGCCGCUCGCGCAGCGCCUCCUCGCGGUGUGGCCCAGGACUGCGCCCCUGUACUCUCGCUGAGGACGAGUGCGAGGCACCGCUGGCAUGUCGAGCUGGUUGCAGCCCAGAGCAUGGCUUCUGUGAGCAGCCUGAUGAAUGUCGAUGUAUGGAGGGCUGGACUGGGCCCUUCUGCACAGUCCCAGUCUCCACCAGCACCUGUCCGAGCUCCAGGGGUCCAUCCGCUGCUGUCACUGGAUGCCUUGUACCUGGCCCUGGGGCCUGUGAUGGGAAUCCGUGUGCCAACGGGGGCAGCUGUAGUGAGACACUUGAGUCCUUCGAAUGUGCCUGUCCCCGUGGGUUUUAUGGGUUGCAGUGUGAGGUGAGCGGGGUGACGUGUGCGGAUGGACCUUGUUUCAAUGGCGGCUUGUGUGUGGGAGGUGCAGACCCCGACUCUGCUUACAUCUGCCACUGCCCGCCCGGUUUCCAAGGCUCCAACUGUGAGAAGAGGGUGGACCGGUGCAGCCUGCAACCGUGCCAGAAUGGUGGGCUCUGCCUGGACCUAGGCCAUGCCCUGCGCUGUAGUUGCCGCGCCGGCUUCGCCGGGCCACGCUGUGAGCACGACCUGGAUGACUGCGCUGGGCGCGCCUGCGCCAACGGCGGCACGUGUGUGGAGGGCGGUGGCUCGCGCCGCUGCUCCUGUGCGCUGGGCUUUGGAGGCCGCGACUGCCGCGAGCGCGCGGACCCUUGUGCCGCACGGCCCUGCGCCCACGGCGGCCGCUGCUACGCCCACUUCUCUGGCCUCGUCUGCGCCUGUGCACCCGGCUACAUGGGCUCGCGCUGCGAGUUUUCGGUUCACGCCUACGACGAUGGCCCGGAAGACGAGGACAGCAGAGGCGCAUUGCCCGCGGUCCCACCCGGCCUGCGGCAAAGUGACCCACGGCGCUUCCUUUUGCCACCGGCUUUGGGGCUGCUGGUGGCCGCAGGCUUGGCCGGCGCUGCGCUUUUGCUGGUUCACCUGCGACGCUGUGGCCCUGGCCGAGAUACUGGGUCUCCCCUGCUGGUGGGGACUCCAGAGCCGUUCGUUCACGCUGUCCCGGACGCACUCAACAACCUGAGGACGCAGGAGGGUUCCGGGGAUGGCCCGAGCUCGUCCGUAGAUUGGAAUCGCCCCGAAGAUGGAGAUGCUCCUGAGAUUUACGUCAUACCUGCUCCUUCGGUCUAUGCUCGGGAGGCCUGACCUGCUUCUUGACCAUCAGCACCUGGAGACAGCCUGAAUAUUUUUUUAUUUACU
Molecule: messenger RNA, 1842 nt
Organism: Pteronotus mesoamericanus
Lineage: Eukaryota; Metazoa; Chordata; Mammalia; Chiroptera; Mormoopidae
Gene: DLL3
Product: delta like canonical Notch ligand 3
Exons: 9
Coding region: 1-1788 (595 amino acids)
Biological process (GO): Notch signaling pathway; negative regulation of Notch signaling pathway; multicellular organism development
Cellular component (GO): plasma membrane
Molecular function (GO): calcium ion binding; Notch binding
Source: RefSeq, a predicted model, not a curated record